AUGUUACCUACAAGAUAUCUAUCGAUCAGAGAACUAGUAUUUCGGAAAAUAUUAAAGGCGAGAAAAGAAUCAAAAUGUUCGAGAUUACGGGAAUUAAAGCUUCCACAACUACAUACUGAAGCAUUACAUUUUUACGAGUUAAUUCACUGGGCGACAGAAAAGAUAACUGAACCACCUAUGACUAUGAAAUACGAUGACAGAAAUUACCGAAAUGAUUUCUUCGGGUGGCCAUUUCCUAUCCUUCCAAAAAUUUCCGUGUCACACCCAAGCAGUGGAACUCUGUGUAAAACUGGUUAUAACCAGUAUACUGAAUCUUUAGUCUCAGUUUGUGGAUCGGAAGCAAGAGAUGGUUUCAUCAGAACAAGAAUCAAAGCCAGAAAAGAAUUACCAAAUUUUGAUACCAAAUGUCAGUAUUUUCGCGAAAAAGAAGAUCUCAUUUCUACCAAUAAACACUCCUGA
Messenger RNA from Brassicogethes aeneus, 459 nucleotides. NCBI's taxonomy places the organism in Eukaryota, Metazoa, Arthropoda, Insecta, Coleoptera, Nitidulidae. The record is from the annotation of a GenBank genome assembly.